This is a messenger RNA of Pomacea canaliculata, 5518 nucleotides long. RefSeq names its product TRAF3-interacting protein 1-like. Gene Ontology annotation, cellular component: intraciliary transport particle B; ciliary basal body; centrosome. Gene Ontology annotation, biological process: regulation of microtubule cytoskeleton organization; cilium assembly; intraciliary transport. NCBI's taxonomy places the organism in Eukaryota, Metazoa, Mollusca, Gastropoda, Architaenioglossa, Ampullariidae. The coding region runs from base 135 to 2597 and encodes 820 amino acids. The record is from RefSeq and is a predicted model, not a curated record. Gene Ontology annotation, molecular function: microtubule binding. The transcript has 18 exons.
UCUGGGACUGAAUUCCAGCUCCAGUUCCUGUGGGAUCGUUGACAGCAGGAGCAUCUGCAUGCAGACGAAAUGUAUGUGUGACAACGCUAAAUGAUCUAUAUUUGCUGCGAAAACUGUGAAAUCGCAGAAGAACAAUGGAUCCGAAAAUAGCGAAGAAAACGCAAGAUACUCUGGGAAAAAUUAUCAAAAAACCGCCUUUGACAGAAAAGCUUCUUUCGAAACCACCCUUCAGAUUCCUUCACGACAUUAUGACUUCUGUUGUCAGAACAACAGGAUUUAUGAAAGGUCUCUUCACAGAGGCAGAGAUGAAUUCAGACAAUGUGAAGGACAAGGAUAGUAAAAUUGCUUUUCUUCAAAAAGCUGUAGAUAUGAUCGUUGCAGUGACUGGGCAGCGUCUUUCAAUGAAGCCUAUCAAAGUUGUUGCAGGACAUGAACCAGAAAAUACUAAUGAAUUCCUCCAAGCAUUGGCAGCUGCAAUUAAUGCAAAGGUGGAUAAUGAAGAGUAUGUAAAGAGGGUCCUUUCUGGUGGAGGAGGAAGUAGCAAGGGAGAGAAAGAACAUGACCGUGUAGACACAGAGAGAACACGGAGUGCUGGACGAAAGAGAGACUCUCAUGAUAAACAGCAAAAAGAAGAUGAAGAAAGAAAUCAAGAACGCCCAAAAGAUCGAGACAGAAGUCGAGGUGACAGACAUAAAGAACGUGAUGGAAAUGAGAAGGAGCGUGAUCAAAAUCGAACUAGAGACCAGAGAGAGAAGAGCCAAGAGAGAGAAGAAAAGCAUCGGGAUAAAGAGCGAGACAAAGAUCCUGAGAAAGACAGAGACAGACGCAGAAGGUUGGAAGGAGAUGCAGACAGCCAGGAUGCAGGGGAGACUGGGUCAGAAACCCAUCCCCAUCAGCAAGAAGGCAAAACUGCUAGUCACCAUGAAGCACAUGGGGCCCCUUCUGCACAAGUAGGAAGUUCACAUUCUUCCCUUAGCUCUAGACAGAAAGCUCAGUCUCUGCAUGAGUCUGGCAACAAACUUUCUCCUAGGCAUGCUGAAAGUUCACAAAAGAGUGAUAAUGCUGAGAACAGCAGUCGAAAAUACAGAUACACUGGACUUAGAGAAAGGCGCAAGGGGAGCAAAGAUGCAGCCACAGGAAAUGUGCAGAGCCAGCAUGGAUCUCAAAAACCAAAUUAUUCUGGCUCUGGUACAAAUACCAACGAUACAAAGCAGGAAGCUGCUAAAUCAAGGCAAAUACCAAGUAAGAAGUCACUUAAGCCUUCUGCUAAUGUGGCUGCUCCUAGGCAAGAUGCUGAAGCUGCACAUAGCAAGAAUUUUGGGGCAUCCACCGAUAAAGAUUCUGUCAUGCUGGAAGGGUCUAAUGCUUCAGAUUCUGUCAAACCAUCAGGAUUGUUGAAAGGUAACAGUAAGAAACGGGAACAGAAAUCUGGACCAAAGGUCCCACGAAAAUUUUCGCCACCAGACAAACCAAAUGAUGUAAGUACAGAUAGUGCUGAAGGGACAAAGCCAAGUAAGGAACAGGCACCAUACAGAAGACCUGCUCAAGGAAGUCAAAGCAACAUAAAUCUACAGAAAGAUGAGCAGAACUCUCAGGAAGGCCACUGCAUAGACAGUAAUCCCACAGCAAAGGCAAGAGAGAUGGAGGAGAAAGAAAAUGAAACACCAGAAACAAAUGCUGAAAAAGAGUCUAACCAAAGCACUCUUUUAGUCAGGUACUCUUAUAGUGUUCAACUUCAGCGCCCAGCAUCUGCCAAGGGAUCUCGUCGUAGGAGACAAGGGCGUGACAACAAAGAUGAGGAAGAUGAAGAAUUCCAGCAGAGAUUUCCAGAUGAUAACCAAGAGUCAGGUCUGGGUGACGAAGACCUUCCGCCACAGGUAGUUGCAGCGAGGAAGAUUGGCCGACCAUCCAGUGCACGACCUGCUCCACCGAGACCAAAGCAUGAAGGCUCUGAAGCAGAACCAACAAUGCGGUUGGGCUCAGGUGCACCCACUAAUCUUAUAACAGACAAUGACCGACAGUCAGAAGAUGAAGAUGAAAACUUUUUGGUAGAGGAGACAGCACUACCACAACCACCAUCAGUUACAGAUCAGGCAUCUAGUCAAGUGGUACCAGAAGAUGAUGCUGAACAUGGUGCUCUUGUGAAGAAAAUGCUAGAAUCUAAGAAAGAAGCAGAACAACAGCAGCAGCCUUCACUGAUUAAGAAAACAGAAAUUGAGCGUCCAGCGUUAUCUGAUGUCCAGCGACGUAAGCAGCGUGAGAUGGUUUCCAAGGAGAUUGAGAGAUUGCAGGGAUCAAUUCAGUCACUGACCCGUAGUGCCAACCCUUUGGGCAAAAUCAUGGACUAUGUUCAGGAAGAUCUGGACUCCAUGCAAAAGGAGCUGGACCGUUGGCGGGCUGAGAACAAAGAACAUGCCCUUGCUCUCCGACGAGAACGCAGUGUGACAGACCGAGCUGUUGAACCACUGAGGGCCCAGUUGGCUGAUCUGGAACGUGCCAUUUCUGACCAGCUGGACUUAAUUGCUGCCACCAAAUCAAACAUACUGCGUAAUGACCAGCGCAUUGACAAAAUACUACGCAGCCUUGCAAAGUCAUGAUGCCCUGGUUCUCUUAGUCCCAUUUCGAUGCUUGCUGAACAUCACAGGAUCUAGCAUAGCUGAAACUUCAUCACACUUGUCAGAUUCCUUUUAGCAGCGAGUCCUCAUAGUCCAGUCACACAUAGUUCUGGUUUUAAGAAAAAGCAUGCAUGCAGGUAUGUAUAGACAUAUAUGUGCAAGUGUAAACAAUUCUUGAGUGCACAAACCUGUACACUUAAGAAUCCUCUCACAGAUUCAUGCACCCAUGUAGGAAAAGCACACAUAUGCAUUAAUCUGAAAAAAAAUUAAAAACUUCUUUCUCUUGAUGUUUUAAAUGAUGUCUUCCAUGUGUACAACAAUUAUUUUUUCAUUGUCAUUGCUUUUUUUUAUCAAGAAAAGUGAAAUUUCAAAUGAGUGCAGAUCUCAGACAUUGAAAAAAAAAGAGAAAAAAAAAGGCAUGUAAAACAUUAUUAGACAUCCUACAAAUCCCUUUUGCCUAUUCACUACCACUAGACCAGUGAUGUUCAGCAGUUAACAUAUUAUUUACUCCCAGAGAUGUUUUAAACCGUCCAUUGUCAGCUUACUCAUAGGCUGCUUCAAACUUUGGGCUGACAAAUCUGUGAUAUAAAAUAUUUUGAUGUGCAGAAAGUUGCCUGUAAGUGUUAGGUGUGAAUGUAUGUAUACAUGUAUAAUUUGCAUGCGUGUGUGCACAUGUUUGCAUGAGGAUUGUGACAGGUAUGUGAAAUAUGGGUAGCAUGUAGAGAAUUGAGAGUAACAGAAAUCCAGUAGUUUGUCAAAAUUUUGUGUGUCCAUAAAUAAUGUUAAAUUUUAUAUGAUCUGAUAAGCAUAGCUACUCUUUUUCCCCAAGAUAUUGUAUCAUUUUAUUUCAUCAGACAUUUUAGUUAUUUCUGUUUCACUCUUGGCUUUAUUUAGUUAUUAACAUGAGAUUAGACAUUUGGACAAAAAAUGAUAUUUUGAGUAAUUUUUAGGUUUGUGAGACUGCACAUUAAUUUAUGAAAUCACAAAUUGCAUAUUGACAGCAGACAUCUUUCCCUUUUCUCUGUCUUUAGCUUAUGUUGACUUUGGUGUCUACAAGUAAAAUUAUUUUCUGCAUGCUGGGUUUAUUGGCCUCUUGAAGCUUGGCUCACCCCUUCUAUAAUACUUUUUUUGAUGUUUGAGUCAUCUGUUGAUGUCUUUUAAUAUUCUAGAUAACAAAGAUAUGCCUGGAAGAAUAUUUGUUUUCCUCUUUGUGCCAACCUGUCAAAAAGACAAAAAUAAGAUUUUUGUUGUAAAAUACAUCAGUGAUGAACAAAUUUGCUAACACUUAAAACAUAGAACUACAUAACCAAUGUGAGAGAAGGGUAAGGUUGAAUCUUGUGAAAAUGUUAAAGAUGCAGAAAUGUGCUUUAAGCUGGACAAUUUCAAAACCUACUUGACUACAAAUUUUUUGUUCUACUGUUUGAUUGUCUCAUGAACUGGGAUACAUUUAAAAAUUUUGAUAUACAUACUGGUUCCUGUCAGUUUGUAAACAUACGGCAAGCUUUAUCAGUUUUGAUUACAUUCCAUUUCUGUGGAUCUUGAAGGAACUUCUGAUAACUGUACAAGGUUAUCAGCUCAUCAAGCCUGCAGCUCGGAUCAAAGUGUUUAGGCUUUCUCAGGAUUUUCGAUAUCCCACUUUUUUGGGGACUUGCAUGAUCAGCUCUUAGUUACACAGUCUAUGGGUUGUUAAAAUAUCACCUCUCAUUCUUACAUUAUUAAGUCAUAAGCAAGUUUAGAUUGAUCUUUGUUUUUCCCUUAAAAAUAAUUUAAAGACUGUAUUUUUUGUCUGCUUGCAGCAAGCAGGAUUGAAGAAGACUAAUGUUAGAAUGUUUUGUGAGUGGGGUAUGAGAGAGUGAGGGAAUGAAGAAAAAGCUUACAAUUUAAAAAGUUUUUAACAGUAAAAUUGGUAAUAUUUCUCUCUCAAAGACAUCCACUUAAAGCUGAUUAAUAAAAAAAAAAAUAGCAUAAGCACGUGGUUAAUAAAAAUCAACCAGAUAUAUGUAAAAGAUACAGUUGUUAACCCACAGUAACAAGCAUUUACAGUGUGAUGUUAACGCUUUCUCCUAGACGGCAGGAAAGCCAUUAUGAGCCGUAGCAUGCAUAUGCAAAAUGAAUAAUGUAGCCACAUAAUAACUUGGAGUAUCUAUAGUGUAGACUCCCUGAUGCAGUCACUAAGUGACAAAGAUUACUCUGAAUUAGAUAUUUUGGCUACAACUGAUCAGAAUGCUAAGAAGUGUCCAUGAAUGAACAAUAAAUUUAAAAGAAUAAAAACCAUUAUGUUUCAUUGAUUUAUGAAAAUCUCAAUAUGCAUUAGCCUCGUGCACAUUAUUUAAAAUAAACUAUUUGCGGGUAUCCUGCAGCCCUAACCUCCUCGAGGAGUAAUAAGGACUAAACUAAAACUAAACUAUGCAGGUAUUCAAGCUAUCAGCAAUGUCUUGUUAAACAUAUUUUAAAAGAGGAGACCUGUUUUCCUUGAAAAACAUUUUGACCUCUCUCAAAAAGUCUCAACUGGGGCAAACACAUUCCAAGAGGUACAAGCUAGUUUUUUGGUGUAUGUGCAAACUGCAAUCGCCGAUCUACCCUUAAAUCAAACCUUUUGAGGUAAAUACUUUUUUCUCAAAUAGGAAUUUUAUAGAACACAAUUUAUGUUUGAAGAAAAUCUAUUUUUAUCUAUAUCAGUUGUUGUGCUCACUAAAGAAGUUAGAUUUGCACAAUAUCAGUCUCAGUGCUUGACCCAUCAUGGGACCUAUUGGACAGCCUACAAGAGUAAUCAUUUCUGGUCGGCCAUUGAGGCAAAUGUAACCAAUGCUUAGAACAUUUUUAAUGUUUCUCUGAUGUGAUGUAUUGCUACAGAUGUUCAAAUUACUGAUACCUUUUCUUUAAUAAAUAAUGUUAGUAAAAUC